AAUUGCAACGUUUUUAUUAGCCAGCAGUGGAUCCCAAAGCAAAGCCAGACACCCUUUCGUCGCCGCCGCUAGUCUAGUCAUCGUCGGACAUAUACAUCAAUGGAGACGCAGCAGAAAGCUCAAGCUGAAAACCCUCCAAAACCGGCCAUGUCUUCUUGUAGAAAGAAGGCAAAGGAUGAUGCCAAUUUCCUAGAAGACGUUAAGGAUCACAUCGACGAAUUCAUCAAUGCGUCAAUGGAUGAUCACAAGAAUUGUUUCAACAAGACCAUCAAGAAGAUGUUUGGAUUAUCAAAGGCUGUUGCAGAGAAGCAGGAAGCUGAGGCUAAAGGAGUCGAGAGUUUUUUGCCUCUUCAGACAACAAUUUCGGAUUAGAGAAACUUAUGAAAAUCAAGCUAACAUGAUCUUGGUUCGGUUUACUUUUGGUUGGUUUAUCAUUGUUUAUGGGAUCCGAUCUGCCCAUCUAUUACAGUAAUUAAAUUGAAGAUGACAAUUAGUCAUUGCCUAA
Molecule: messenger RNA, 505 nt
Organism: Capsella rubella
Lineage: Eukaryota; Viridiplantae; Streptophyta; Magnoliopsida; Brassicales; Brassicaceae
Exons: 3
Coding region: 100-372 (90 amino acids)
Source: RefSeq, a predicted model, not a curated record